This is a messenger RNA of Tuber aestivum (summer truffle), 2438 nucleotides long. The record is from the annotation of a GenBank genome assembly. NCBI's taxonomy places the organism in Eukaryota, Fungi, Ascomycota, Pezizomycetes, Pezizales, Tuberaceae.
AUGUUUCUUGGGGUGUCGAGGAGGUCUUUUGCAUCUGCCGCGGCGGUGGCGGGGCGGGGACCCUCUAGGAAUGAUUUUACGCAUUGUGUAAGUGGAGGGAGGAGGAAAUGGUGAUGAUGAUGAUGAUAAAAGGGAUCUGGGGUUUGGCUAAUUUCUGAGUUGGGGAGGGUGGGUGGGUGAGUGAGGGGAUGUACAGGUAAUAGGAGGAGGAGUUGUGGGCUUAGCUGUCGCCAGGCAAUUAUCCAAGAGACCGGGAACGAGUACGUUAUUGCUUGAGCGGCACAAAGCAAUUGGCACAGAGACCUCGUCUAGGAAUUCUGAGGUCCUUCCCCUCCCCCCUCCCUCCUCCUCCUGCAUACUAAUCAGCCCCUAGGUAAUCCACGCGGGCCUCUACUACCCGCCCAAUAGCCACAAAACCAGGCUCUGCAAGGCUGGCAGCGCCCUUCUCUACGCCCUCUGCGAAAAAUACCGCAUUCCCCAUCGGCGUACUGGCAAAUGGAUACUAGCACAGGACCCCACCCAACUCGAAUCGCUCGAGCACUUGCACGCUCACGCCCGCGCUCUCUCCAUCCCCAUGACAUGGCUUACGUCCCAGCAGGCGCGCUCACGGGAGCCCGCCGUCCGGGCGGAAGCCGGGGUUCUCGAGUCGCCGCUCACCGGUAUCGUGGACUCGCAUGCGCUCAUGACGUUCCUGCUCGGGGAUUUCGAAAGCGCCGGCGGCGACCUCGCCAAGGGCGCACGGGUGGUUGACGUCCAGACGGUUGGGUCGGGCGGGGAUAUGGGGUAUAGAGUUACCGUGCAUGGUGAUGGGCAGAGCGGUGGUGGGGAGUUUAGUGUUUCUGCCGAUGUGUUGGUUAACGCGGCGGGCUUGUCCGCCAUUGGCAUUUCGAACAUGCUCUUGCGGAGCCACCCGGAAAGGUUACAGCGGGCUUACUUUUGCAAGGGGACGUACUUCUCCUAUUCCGCUUCCACGCCCAAGGUCGGGACCCUGCUUUACCCCACACCGAUCAAAGGCUUCGCCGGACUCGGCACCCAUUUGACCAUAGAUAUGGCCGGGCGCGUCAGGUUCGGGCCUGAUGUAGAGUGGGUCCCGGGCCCGAGUGACCUAAAGCCCAAUGAGAGUAGGGUAGCCGCGGCGAUUGCCGCCAUAAAGACUUAUUUGCCCGGGUUGCGGGAGGCCGUGCUCGCGCCGGAUUAUUGUGGGAUUAGGCCCAAAUUAGUGCCUGAAGGGCUGGGUGGGGUUGGGCAGGUGGACUUUGUCAUUCGGGAGGAGGAGGGGUAUAGCGGAUUUGUGAAUCUGCUGGGGAUUGAAAGUCCUGGUGCGCUUUGCAUACCCAUCACGCAUCUAUUAUGCUCCACGUCCAAGGGAAGCGGAUGCUGAUUGUUGGAUAGGACUUACUUCUUCGUUGGCGAUUGCGGAGAUGGUUGAUGGGAUUCUGUACGGGUGAAGAUUGAGAUGAAAUCUCGGAAUUACGGCGCGCGAUAUACAGGUAUAUGACUUUCCAGCGGGUUGCAGAGCACAUAGGCAUUAUGUCCAUUUCCUCUUUGAAUCUAUGAUAUUCCAUGAUUGUAUGUACAAUUGUUAACCCAUUACUCCAAAACGGCGAGCAUCUCCUCCUCACUCGUAAACUUCUCCCUCUCCUUCCCAAAUCUAGCCCCACGCUCCUUCUCUGCCUUGUCAAUCUUCAUCCAUUGCGCCCAGCUGAUGGGCCUUAUCCCCCGACUCGCAACUUCAUUCCUGACGGCCUCCCAGCCAGACUUCUUCUCUGCCCCGCCAAACCUCAUAAACUCCACUUGACCACCCGUCCAGUCACUGACCAUUCUAUCGCCAGUGUCAAAGGCAUCGUACAUAGUGCUAGCAAUGACACCCGUAGGCCCGCGUUUGACCCAUCCACUGGUGUAGACUCCGGGUACGGGGAUGGCAGGAUCCCCGGUUUUUGGGCCAAGGGGUCUAACGACGCGGCCGUCCUCGUUGGGAACCAAUCCGCGUUUCUCGUUGAAGGGAAUGCCGAGAUCCCCGAAUCCGGGGAUUCGCUCACUCAGAUAUCCGAUGCUUCUGAAUGCUAGAUCCGUCGGGAGCACUUCGGUCUGGCUGGUGCCAAUGGCGUUGGAAGUAGGGGAGAACAUCGGUUCCUCUAGUCUGUUCUUUUCGAACUCUAUUGCUCCAAUGCGAGCCGGGUCACUCGCUGAUGGGAUAAACGCCUUCGGCGAGCGUAGGAAGCCUAGUUCCCACGACUUCUCCGCACCAGUCAGCUGUGUCUUUGGACCUUUCUGUAGGACCUGAAUGAUCCGCUUCUGCGCUCUCGGGAAGGAAUUCGGAUCUUCGGGGAGUAGAGAAGCGUGCACGGGGUGAAACCCAACUCCCCGCAGAGACAACAGCUCUCUCAACUCCUUCACUGUAAACGCCGCCUGCAAUAGCCCCCUCCUACCCACAACCC